This is a messenger RNA of Prunus avium (sweet cherry), 2963 nucleotides long. RefSeq names its product UDP-arabinopyranose mutase 1-like. Gene Ontology annotation, cellular component: cytosol; Golgi apparatus; plant-type cell wall. The record is from RefSeq and is a predicted model, not a curated record. NCBI's taxonomy places the organism in Eukaryota, Viridiplantae, Streptophyta, Magnoliopsida, Rosales, Rosaceae. Gene Ontology annotation, biological process: UDP-L-arabinose metabolic process; plant-type cell wall organization or biogenesis. Gene Ontology annotation, molecular function: UDP-arabinopyranose mutase activity.
UCUUCCCCUCUCCCCAACUAUGUAUAAAUUCCCCUCCAUUAAUAAAGUUCCAAUCUAUCAAUCUGUCUCUCAUUUUCUUUCAAGUUCUCUAAAAGAUGGCUCAGUUGCGUGAUCUGAAAGAUGAGCUUGACAUUGUGAUCCCAACAAUCAGGAACCUUGAUUUCUUGGAGAUGUGGAGGCCUUUCUUUCAGCCCUACCACCUCAUCAUUGUCCAAGAUGGUGACCCCUCCAACACCAUUGGGGUCCCUGAGGGCUUUGACUACGAGCUCUACAACCGCAACGAUGUGAACAGGGUCCUAGGUCCCAAGGCCAGCUGCAUAUCUUUCAAAGACUCUGCAUGCCGCUGCUUCGGUUUCUUGGUCUCCAAGAAGAAGUACAUCUUCACCAUCGACGACGAUUGCUUUGUGGCGAAGGAGCCUAGUGGGAAAGAGAUAAAUGCUUUGGAACAACACAUCAGGAACCUGUUGACACCAUCAACUCCAUUGUUCUUCAACACACUCUAUGACCCGUUUGCAAACGGGUCGGACUUUGUUCGUGGGUACCCAUUUAGCUUAAGAGAAGGUCUGCCCACUGCUAUUUCUCAUGGGCUUUGGCUCAAUAUCCCUGACUAUGAUGCCCCAACUCAGCUAGUCAAGCCUCGUGAGCGCAACACCAGGUAUGUGGAUGCUGUGAUGACAAUCCCCAAAGGAACCCUUUUCCCAAUGUGUGGGAUGAACUUGGCUUUUGACAGGGAGCUGAUAGGCCCAGCCAUGUAUUUUGGGCUCAUGGGUGAUGGCCAACCCAUUGGCAGAUAUGAUGAUAUGUGGGCUGGCUGGUGUGCCAAGGUGAUAUGUGACCAUUUGUUGCUAGGGGUGAAGACAGGGCUGCCAUACAUUUGGCACAGCAAGGCAAGUAACCCAUUUGUGAAUUUGAAGAAAGAGUACAAAGGCAUAUACUGGCAGGAAGAUAUCAUUCCAUUUUUCCAAUCAAUCGUGCUCCGAGAAGAGUGCACAAGUGUCCAAGAUUGCUACAUUGAGCUUGCCAACAAGGUCAAGGAAAGGCUUGGCCCUAUUGAUCCUUACUUUGAGAAGCUUGGGGAUGCCAUGGUUACUUGGAUUGAAGCCUGGAAUGAGCUCAACCCACCGCCACCAGCACAAACUGCAACUGUGGCUCAUCCGAAUGUUGCCAUGAAGAACUAAGGCUAUGAGUCCUCCUCUAAAUUUAAAGCCAAAGUUAUCUGUCCUUUGGCCCUUGCAUAAGUAAUAUGUUAAAAGUCUCUCUUCCUUCUAUUCUCUUAAGAAUUUAUGGAUUUUUAGCUUUCUGUAUUAUUAAUUGAACUUAAAUUCUAUCUAUACAAGGUCGCUAUACAUAAGAUGACUCUAGGUUGAGGGUGAGUGAGGUGUUUGAUGAACAGAAACAGAAUAUUCAUUUUCCUUAGAGUCAUUUUGACAAAGAGUAAAAGAUAAUUAUUGCGGGUCACGGUAACGUCCUCAAUUUCGUAUACGUGCCGACACAAGUUUUCUUUACAGGUAGGAUCUUCUCAUUUGGAGCAGCCGCUGUCAAUUUUUUCUUUGUAGCUAGUGAAAUUGGACGUUUGGCCACUACAGCCGCCCACAUUUUUCUACAUGUUUCACAUUUUCACAAGAUUCAUAAGCCGCCUUCAUCGGUACCUCGCAAUAAAUACGUGUGGUAUACUUCUUAGUCAUAAUUCAUAUCCCUCAUAUUAGAGAUGGAGCACAACCAAAUACUUUUCCUGGCUUUACCAAAAUCAUCAGAUUCAGCUUCUCCUAAUCUCUCAUCAAACCCAUCAAAUAUUUCUCAAGUGUUUCCUCGUUUUCACAUCGACAGCGCAGGCCUAAUGAAGAAUGAAGCAAAAAUUUAUCAGCAUUGUGGAACCUCUUAUGGUUCGGUGGGCAAGGUGAAACCCGGAAAUAAAGAAGGUGGCAAAGAGACCAAGAAGCACAAAUAUGCAUUUCAAACAAGGAGCCAGGUUGAUAUACUUGAUGAUGGGUACCGAUGGCGAAAAUACGGGCAAAAAACAGUUAAAAACAGUAAAUUUCCUAGGUUAGUUUCUGCUGGCUCUCAUCAAAUAGUUUUCUUGUGAAUUUGUGGUAUUGAUCUUUGAUCGAAUUUGGGUAUGUUUGAACAUCUUAUCACAAUAAUCACAUAGACUAAACCACCAUUAUAUCUAUCUUUAUAUGCAUGCCUUUGAUAGAAAGCAAAAGGGUUCACUUAUCAACUACUUAAACCCUGGAAAAAGAACAGCAACCAUCCAUUUGAUAGAAGAUCUUCAUUGACAAGUAACCAAUAGAUCUAGAAAAGCUCUUUGAUCUGUCACCUGGAAGUUAGCAUGAUUCUCCUUUGAUCUGUCUAUAUUGAACUUUGUCAAAUUUCUGGCUUGUUUGUAGAAUCUAUCACCUAUAGCUACCUUUUACAGUUCUGAUUUUAUUUUGCAAUGAAUAUUCUGUGAAACACACAAGGAACCAAGAGAAAGAAAAACCCAAUGAAGACCAAGAAGUUUUGGAUUCUUGUGAUGAAGUUUUGAUAUAUUGGUUCUCAGUUCAAGUGCUAAGAAUGGGGAUCAAAAUGGAAGUCUUCUAUUUCUAAAUCAAACACUGUUAGCAAACUGCCAGCAAUUAAUUAUUGGAUUUGUAAAGUUUAUACCUAAGAUGGUCCUCUAAAUAAAUGCACUAAAACACUUGAUUGCUCAUAUCUGCUCAGUAACUUCAUCUUUGUCUAGUUCCAUGCUUCACCUAAUGCUUGAAAUUUCCUUCUGUUUCUGCAAUGCCUUGGUCAUCUUGCUCGUUCUAGUGAAUUGGUUUUUUGACUAUAUGAUGCAGAAGCUACUAUAGGUGCACGCAUCAAGGGUGCAAUGUCAAAAAGCAAGUCCAACGCCUUUCGAAAGAUGAAGAGAUUGUGGUGACGACAUAUGAAGGAAUCCAUUCACAUCCCACUGAUGAAACUUCCGCAGAAAACUUUGACCA